Messenger RNA from Rotaria sordida, 1455 nucleotides. The record is from the annotation of a GenBank genome assembly. NCBI's taxonomy places the organism in Eukaryota, Metazoa, Rotifera, Eurotatoria, Philodinida, Philodinidae.
AAGAUUACAAUGUGAAACACGAUGCAGCUGCUCAUGCUGUUUCAUCGCAAUAUCGUUUCAUUCGAUUCCUUUCGGUACGCAUUUCUUCGCGAUCUGUCACUUGAUUCUCUCGAAAUGUUAUAGGGAGCUAGUUCAAAUAUUCUAAUGAGACAUCAUUGCUAUACAGGUCUUGACGGUAUAUUAACAAUGUCUAUCAAGGUGUAUAAAAGAGAUGACGGAGAAGAAACGAGAAGGGAAUUAAAUUUCUGUGCUAGAUACUUAAACACUGCUUCUUUAUCGUGUUUCAUAAAGUUAAUAACAAGUAGUGAGUGUAUAUCUGCAAGUGAAUCCUUCUUAAGAUUUUUUAAAAAUUUUUCUCUCUUACAGUGGAUAUGAGAAAAUGUGUCGGAUAUUUUCAAGUAUAUUUUGUCAAAAUUCAUUCUAAGUUCUUCCGAAUGAAAAUGUUUCAUUUUUUUUCAUGCUUUGAUAGCGAUGGUAGUGUUUUCUAUAUCACGAUGAGUCUUUUUCUUGUCGUUUAUUGUAGGGAUUCCUAACAUUCCAGUCAAUACACAAUGGACGCAGAAUGGAGUAACGGUUGCUGGAGGCAAUGGACCUGGGUAUGCUACCAAUCAACUCAACUGGCCUUGGGGUAUCUUCGUUGAUGAUGAUCAAACGAUGAUUAUCGCUGACUGCAACAAUGCUCGUAUCAUUCAAUGGAAGAUGGGUGAUAAGAAUGGACAAGUGGUGACUGACGGCAAUAGUCCAGAAGGUGGAUUGAAUCAAUCAGGUUGUAAGCCCGAUGUGUUGAUCGAUAAAGAGACUAACAGUCUCAUCAUUUGUGAUCUAACAAACCGACGAGUGGUACGUUGGUCUCGUCUUAGUGAUACAACUCAAGGAGAAAUAGUUCUUGAUAACAUCGAUUGCUGGGCACUGGCAAUGGAUGAUCAGAAAUAUCUCUACAUCUCUGACAUGGUCAAACAUGAAGUAAGACGAUAUCAAAUGGGAGACAAAAAUGGAACUCUCGUGGCUGGUGGUCGUGGUAGAGGUAAGGAUUUCAAUCAGCUCAGUGGUCCAAUCCAGAUCUUUGUCGAUCGAAAACAAGCUGUCUAUGUAUCAGAUAAUUCCAAUCAUCGUGUGAUAAAAUGGAAUAAAGGUGCAACAGAGGGCAUUGUCGUUGCGGGAGACCAAGGACAAGGGCAGGCUGUGACACAAUUGGCCAGUCCUCGAGGGUUGUUCGUUGAUAUGUUGGACACCGUUUAUGUGGUUGAUAUGGGAAACCAUCGAGUGAUGCGUUGGCCUAAAGGAGCAAAACACGGCACUAUUAUUGUGGGUGGAAAUGGUCCAGGAGAAGAAGCAAAUCAACUCGACAAUCCUGUGGGUUUAUCUUUUGAUCAACGUGGCAAUCUCUACAUCGUCGACACUAUGAAUGCUCGAGUUCAACGAUAUUCUAUCGAAUGGACUGUUUACGAUGGCUAA